GUUCGAUUGUUUAAUUUAUCGAAUUCAACAUAACCUCUAUUAUUGUUUUUUAAACAGUUUGUAUUUAUUUUCAAAAAAUAGAAAAUUCAGAAGAAGAAACGUAUUUUCUGUUUAUAAUCAAGUACUAAUUAUGUUCUGUAUUAUAUAGGUUAUCAAAUUAAUUAAAUGAAAUAGAAAAAAAAAUGAUUACGAACGACUCGUGUUCUGUUACAAUUGAUGGCAAUAAAACGGAUAUUUGUUUUAAAGUUUACAGCAAUCGAAUUUUUUUAAUUCUUUCUCAAUACAGAAAGUUUGGAUCUUUUAUUACAGUUGAAAAAGAAUCUGGUAUUAGAGAAUUCAACAGUGACGUUUAUAGUACAAAAACUGUAUUAGGUACUGACGCACCAGAAAUUCACGCGGCAGCAAGAUAUAUUGCCGAACAAACAAAUAUUGAUCGCACUCUUCUUUUAACAAUUUCAUUAAAAGAUUAUAAUCCAGAUUUUAUUAAAAAAAUUGUCAAUAUAUUGAAUAAAAUUAAAUUGUGGUAAAAAUUUUUUGACAAAAAAAAAAAAUAAAAAUAAGAAAAAUGAGUCUUUUAUUUGGUCAAUUAGUUAUUGGUCCACCAGGAAGUGGAAAAACAACUUAUUGCAAUGCAAUGGGAAAGUUUCUUGAAUCAUUGGGAAGAAAAGUGGCGAUUAUAAAUAUUGAUCCAGCUAAUGAAAAUAUGGAAUAUACUCCAACGAUAGAUAUUGCGAAUUUAAUAAAACUUGAAGAAGUAAUGAAAAUUCAUAAAUUGGGACCAAAUGGAGCAUUGAUUUAUUGUAUGGAAUUUUUAGAAGCAAAUAUAGAUUGGCUUAUUAAAAGAAUACUUCAAUUAAAGGAUCAUUAUUUUUUAUUAGACUGUCCUGGACAGGUAGAAUUGUUUACGCAUCAUGAGUCAAUGAAUUCAAUAACAACGAAGUUAUGCGAAAAUUUGUUAAGAUUGUGCAGUGUUAAUUUAAUUGAUUCUCAUCAUUGCAGUGAUCCUGGAAAAUAUUUGUCCUCCCUAAUGGUUUGUACAAGUACAAUGCUAAAUCUAGGUCUACCACAUGUAAAUGUAAUGACAAAAUUGGAUGAAUUAAAACGCUUCAGUGAUAAACUUGAUUUCAAUCUCGAUUUUUAUACAGAUGUUCUCGAUUUAAAGUAUCUUUUAGAGAAACUAGAUGAGGAUCCUUUAACAGCAAAAUAUAAAAAACUUAACGCUGCUUUAGUGGAAGUUAUUGAGAUGUAUAGUUUAGUUACUUUCUUACCAUUGGAUGUUUCAAAUAAGGCACUACUUUUAAAAGUGAAAAAUGAAAUUGAUAAAGCCAAUGGCUAUAUAUUUGGUGGUAAUGAACCGCAAGAUAUACAAACACUUUUGGCUUGUGCUGUGGGAGCUCAGACAGAAACCGAACGAGUUUCAUCUCUUGAUUCUUAUAUUUAAAAAUUAAAACAUUUAUAAUUUUUUUUAUCUAUUUACAAUAAAUUUCUUCACAUUUAUACUAAUA
Messenger RNA from Leptopilina boulardi, 1505 nucleotides. RefSeq names its product GPN-loop GTPase 2. The transcript is spliced from 8 exons. Gene Ontology annotation, molecular function: GTPase activity. Bases 566 to 1441 code for a protein of 291 amino acids. Lineage: Eukaryota; Metazoa; Arthropoda; Insecta; Hymenoptera; Figitidae. The record is from RefSeq and is a predicted model, not a curated record. Gene Ontology annotation, cellular component: cytoplasm.